Molecule: messenger RNA, 1200 nt
Organism: Phycomyces blakesleeanus NRRL 1555(-)
Lineage: Eukaryota; Fungi; Mucoromycota; Mucoromycetes; Mucorales; Phycomycetaceae
Exons: 5
Coding region: 1-1200 (399 amino acids)
Source: RefSeq, a predicted model, not a curated record
AUGAAAGAACAUUAUAAGAUUGCAGCUGCUGAUCCAACUCAUAAAGAGAAGGCAAUUCCUGGUAUAUUACCAAACGCUGAUAAUCUCUAUCUGAAAAUGGAAAAGCCUACCAAUAAAGCAUUAUUCUUGCUGAUCUUGGAUAUAGUCAUACUGUCCUUUGAUCCUGCUCUUGAUACACCUGUAGAGAUUUUGCAUACUGUGGCUCUUGGAGUUUGCAAAUAUCUUGUUAAUCAUCUGUUCAAGGAAGUUUUAAAGGGCAACACUGCUUCACAAGUAAAGUUAUCUGAUUUGCUGGAGCAAAAAAAAGGGUCUAGGGACUUCACAAGAACUUUCAGAAAGAAGCUUAGACAUAGUGGGUCUUACCUUGGCAAGGAGUUCAAGAUUCUGGUGCAAGUCUUGCCACCUAUUCUUAACACUGAAUUUACUGACAACACUGAAGUUAAGGUCGAUUCUGAUUUUGAUCAAUAUCUCAACAAUGUUGAUAAUACUGCUUGUCGUCUUGUCAAGCCUUUGUACGAAUAUGAUAUAUAUGCCAACACUAAGUUCAGCUUGACCCUGAAGACGCACCUUCUGCUGCACUUGAAAGAAGACAUCAAGAGGUUUGGUUGUGCUCUCCACUUUGAGACUGAAAAGGGUAAACAAUUCAAUAAGUUCAUCCGGACUCAUUUGGUGUACUCAAACCGUCAUGCUGAUAACAGGGAUCUUGCCCUUAAGUUUGGAAAGCAGGACAUGCCCAGACACAUUGCCAGUGGAAGCUCAUGGAUUGACAAAUGUGGAUCUGAUAUCUUUGCCUUACUUCAUGAUCAAGGAAUCAAAUUUUCCGACAAUUUCUUUGGCAAACACCAGGAAUUCGUGGAUAACAAUCACGUGAAAACAAAGAUAGUUGCUGGUGUCUCUGUCGCAUUUUCUUACAGUAAUAAUGCUAACAGAAUGUUUGUUGGAAGGGUGGUGGAAAGUAAUAGUGUUUUGCGCAUUCAGCAUUACCAGCUCUUCUCGCCUAAUCUGAACUUGGUAACAGUCGGAUGCCAGCCCAUUGAACAUUACUGCAAUUUGGAAGACGUUAAAAUUGAAUGCAUGCUACAUCUGACUUCAGGCUCAGAGACCCAAAAUUAUCAUUUUUAUACAAGAAUUUCUCUUGGUGUGAUACACUCUAUUCUACCUCUAAAAAAUUAUAUCUUACAAAAGUCACAUGAUAUAUAA